CACAUAUCAAGCUGGUAUAAGCCCACCAGGCGGCUUCUGGAGCGACAAUAAUGGCCACUGAGCAGGUGAUCCAGUGUUCCGUGAUGAGUUCCCACGCCGCUACAGAGUUUUCUUCUACUUCAAUGCAACAGCUUUCGUGUCGUCCUUGGUUGUGAUUAUGCUGCUUGUUAGUAAAAGGCUAUGUAGCAAGGGUCUUGAGGGCUAUGCACUUCACGCUUGUGUUUUGAUUGAUCUGAUCAGCCUCAUGGGUGCUUUUGCUGCCGGAAGCUGCAGGAAAGUUUCGACAUCUGUGUACGUCAUCCUUGUCGUUGUUGCAGUGUCUGUUUAUGUCAUGAUUCUGGUUGUGGUUUUGACAUUUGCAAAAGACAAGGUGAACAAUAUCCUGGAAAAGAUGUACACCUUUGGGCUUUCCGAGCGCCAACAUCCAUCCAUGAAUCACAAAAGAAGCAUCCAAUUUAAAAAGAGAACUGAGCAAAAAAGGCGCAAAGAUUUGAUGCUGAUCGGGACUCUUGCAGUCACUGUCACAUACCAAGCUGGGCUGCUCCCACCAGGCGGAUUUUGGCCUGAUGACCAGGUAGGCCGCCAUUUUGCUGGUGACCCAAUCCUUCAUGAUACCCAUCCAACACGGUUUAAAGUAUUCUUCUAUUGUAAUGCGACGGCAUUCAUGGCAUCUAUGGUCAUGGUCAUCCUACUGUUGAACAACACAAUAAGCAAGUACAAGAGAUCUCUUCUUGCUAUGAAGACAGCAAUGGUAUUGGACUUGCUUGGUCUGCUUGGAGCAUAUGCUGCAGGCAGCUGCAGAAAGUUAAAGACAUCUGCAUACAUUUUUACACUCUUCAUUGCCAUGUUCAUUUACAUUGUAAUACAUGUGUUGCUGUCAUUUGAUGAGGUGGCUUUGUUAGUUAGAAAGAAGGGAGAGAGUGGAUGCCUUGCCUGAAAAAUAUGUGGGCACUUAUUGAAACUGAUCCUUCAAACCUUCACCCAUCUGCUGGGCGACUGGGAGAGGCACCUCCAGCUGUGUAGUUGUACUCUUGAUGUAGCAUUUAUUAAAUUGAUGUGCCUGAUAUAUACAAAUUAAAAAGUUUGGAUCUCUGUUUUUUCAAUUUUUAUAGAGUCGUGGUGCAGCA
Molecule: messenger RNA, 1127 nt
Organism: Panicum virgatum (switchgrass)
Lineage: Eukaryota; Viridiplantae; Streptophyta; Magnoliopsida; Poales; Poaceae
Exons: 1
Coding region: 158-937 (259 amino acids)
Source: RefSeq, a predicted model, not a curated record